GGUAAGAGCAUGAAGUUAUCUCCCUUAGUUCGGAUCCGCCUUCAAUGUAUUCACUUACCGUUUCUUUGCUAAAAAAAUUCUGUAAAUAAAACAACUGUCUGUCCGUGUGUCUUUACUUCAACUGUGUUUCUAGUGGCACUCACUCUAGCUUCUUGAGUUUCAAAAAGCGGAAGGGUAACGACUGUCAAAAAAAUUGGUAGGGCUUACCUGAAGAAAUUAACUCUCCUAUCCCUGCUACUCUUACUUGAUAGGCGCUAACUUGGCAAGAUAAUCCUACAAAUUCCAGACUGUUUGAACUUACUUCUUUGACCAAGAUAUCAAACCACAUGCACAAUCCAAAUUCCAAUUACAAAAUGCUUGUUAUUACAGAACACUGAUGAAAUACCAGCUGCAUUCAAUAAUUUGUAAAUCAAUAUCAGUUUCCUGCCAUUUUACAUUCAUUUUGAGAAGGUUGUUGCUUAUUGACAGAUUUUGAAUAAUUUUCACAAUUAUGUUUGAUAGAAAAACAACUCACUAGCAUUAACUGAUAAACUUUAAUAAACUGAUGACCAUAGGUAAAUUGAUCAAUAGAGAGUAAUAAUGAUAUUUUAACGAUUAUUGAUGAAUAUCAUUCAGUUAUCAUUUGGGAAUUAUCACUAAUUAUGGAACACAUAUAUUGGUAACAAAUACUGGUUGAUAGGUAGAAAACUGAAAGUCAUUGACAGAUAACCCUCAGAUGAUUUGAAGAAAAUAGGUAUGAAAUUGUCAAAAAACAGCUGGUAUUCUAAGAGUUAAGGAAUUCUUUAAAAAGUUGAGAAUGCGUUUUUUUUUAGUCAAUUCAUUCAACUUUAUUUGAUGUUGUGUGAUAUCUUGCAUAAACUAUAGAACAGUAUUUAAUGUCAAUUUUUAGAGAUAUGAUUUACGACCCACUUGAAUAAUGAAUGAGUUAAUCAGCCUAUAUUUUAUUCAUAUACAGUAAUGUUAAAAUGUAAAUUACAUGAGCCUAUUGACCUGGAUUGUAAUUUUAAUUCACUUUUAAUUAAAUUCACAGCCAAUUUUCUUGAAAAAAGCAUGAACAUAACACAAAAUGCUUGUUCUAUAAACAUAUAGUUUUAUACCCAUUGCAAGAAAUCAGUCAGUGCAUUUCAUGUGCCAAAAAUACUGCUGAGGUACAGAACAAGAAACUCCCAUCCACAAUCCACUUUUGAUUCCUGUUUGCUGUGCUUUCACUUACAUUGCAAGUGUUGUUGAGAAAGACAUAAACAUGAUAAAUUCUUAUUUAUUUUCCCCUACAAAGCUCAAGCUUAUCUUUUAAUAUAUUUCAUAUGUAUUUUUUUUUUGUAUUCAUAUGUACUUCCUAUUUAAAGUUUUCCUGAAAUUCCAAAUGAGUUUCACCAAACAUACCUUAUACUCCUCCAUCUUCAUGAUAGUGUGUCUCUGGUACUCGUUUCUUGUAGAAGUAUUGUCCUUACAACAAUAAAAUACUGACAUUCAAAGACCAUAAUGAACAAAUUUUUUUUUGUGAUAUUUUGGCUUCUUCAAUUCCAAAAAAAGUGUCAACAGAAUGAAUGUAUAAAUUAAUUCAUAACAAUUUAAUAGGUUAAAACAAAAAAAAAAUUCAUAAAUAAAUUAAACUGAGAUAACUUCUUGAAGUAUCUCACUCCUGAGUUUCCUUAUUCCUUAAACAUUAACCUAGACUUGUUUCUUUCUAAAAUAAUUCCCAAAACUAAUUCAAUUUUACUUGGUCUAACCAACUGGUUAUCAUUCUUUUGCUUGGAAUAGCAUCUUUGGUUUCAUAUUUCCUCCUUGGACAUUUUGAUCCUGUUUUUAGUUUUUUCCCUUAUAUUUUUUUAUUACUAUAAUGCACUUUGUGCCGUACUUUUUUUUAUUUGGGAUAACCCUCUAUUAACUCCGAUUUUUCUUUCCUUGAAUAAUUUCUUAAAUUUUACCCAUUUUCUUUGUAAAACAUUGCACCAAACCUAUAUCCUCUCUGAAUCAAAAAAAUCAAUAAUGGUAAUUUGAGCAAAAUAUGUUAUUACUAUUGAUCAAAAACUCUUUAGCUGAAGAACAUGUUUUUAUUUACAUCUAAUUUUUGUCUCAUUGUACUUAUAUUUGCCAUGUGUAUGAUCAUUUUUGUGUAUGAGGAACAUGAUAAUAGUAUAUAAGGAGAAGAAAAAAGAAAGGAAACAAUUUCUAUAUUUUGACUUCAAUGCUAAAAAGAUAGAUUAAAUUUACUUUCAAUGUAAAAGAAGAAAAAAGUAAGAAACUAAAAACCCCAUCAACAUCUUAAAAUAAAUAUCUCAUCAAAAGUACUACAAAAACAACAAUAAAAUGUUAAAAACCAAUCAAUCACUCAAUUGAUGAAAUAAUUAUUUACUUGAUCAACUACAACACUUACUCAUCCCUUAUAUAAAACGGCAAAUUUAUUCUGAAUAAGAUGAUAAAAAAUAAAAUCAUUUUUCAUUCAGAUUUAAUUUGAAAAUCAGAUAUCUCAGUCUAUUGUGAAGAUGUAUCCUGUACAAACCAUGUAUACAAUGGGAAAUCAGUUUAACUUUGAAAUUUAUGGUCCAACAUCCCUUUAUUCAUCUUUAACUUCAAAAGAAGGCCCAUCCAAUGGGAAGUGCCAACAGAAGAGUGCUUUAGGUAUACCCUGUGGUUCAUCAGGGACUUCCUCAGUUACAAAUAGCACUAAAAAACCUUACAAGUGUGACGUUUGUAGAAAGGGAUUUUCAAGACAGGUCAAUUUGUCCAAUCAUGAGGCGAUACCUGCUGACGAUAAGCAUUUCUAUUGCCAAUAUUGCAAAAAAGCAUUUUCGCAACGAGCACAUUUACGCACCCAUGAAUUUACCCACAUGGCUGAGAAACCUUUUAGCUGUACUUUUUGCAGUAAAACUUUUGCUCAGAGGACAAAUUUUGAUAACCACCGAAGAAUUCAUACUGGAGAAAGACCUUACCAUUGCUCUUUUUGUGAAAAAUCCUUUAGUCAACGUACCAAUUUGGACAACCACGAACGGACUCAUACAGGAAUUAAACCAUAUGUUUGUUCAGUGUGUAAAAAAUGUUUUUCUCAGAUCACAAACUUGAAAUAUCACGAACGGAUUCAUACAGGGGUAAAACCAUACCAUUGUGCCUUCUGUGAAAAGUCGUUCACUCAACAAACAGAACUUAAAAACCAUGAACGUACACAUACAGGCGAAAAACCUUUUCAUUGUACACUUUGUGAUAAAUCUUUUACCCAGAGAACGAACUUAAUUAAUCAUAGGCGUAUACACACUGGGGAAAAACCAUUUCAGUGUGGCUUUUGUGAUAAAUCUUUUGCUCAGCGCACAAAUUUGGAUAACCAUAAGCGCACACAUACAGGAGAAAAACCAUUCCAUUGUUCCUUCUGUGAAAAAUCAUUUGCUCAACGAACAAAUCUGGAUAAUCACCGAAGAACACACACUGGGGAAAAGCCAUUCGAUUGCAAUUAUUGUGGGAAAGGUUUUGCACAGCGUACAAACCUUGACAACCACAGACGAAUACAUACAGGGGAACAACCCUUAAGCUGUAACUAUUGUGGGAAAACAUUCGCCCAGAAAACAAACUUGGACAACCAUCAUAGAAUUCACACAGGAGAAAAACCAUUUACUUGCGAAGUGUGUGGAAAAUCUUUUUCCCAGCGUGCCAUCUUAGAUAACCACAGAAAAAUUCAUAAAGUCAAAUUACUUCAGUCAUGUAAGUCAUUCGACCAGAGAAAUGAGAGUGAAAUAGAAGCUGCUAGAAUAGAGGUGAACAACAGGACAUCAAAUGAAGAGGGUAAAUGCAAUCAGUCAGGAAGUAACCAACAACAAAAUACACCUGGAAUGCAGUCACUCAAUACAGCUGAUAUUGCUCGCCGAAAAUCAGCGUUUCCUCAGCGAUUAGAUGCAAAGAGCUAUAACCAACACAACCCUGUAGUAUCAAAUAACAGUGAAUCUUUUUUAAGGGAUUCUCAGCUAACACAGUCUAUACCAAGCCAUCGUAUGCAGUCUUCUUCAUUAUCAACCAGCUGGAUGAAUUCUCAGUUUCUACACCAAAUGCCACAGACAUGGGAAAAUAAUUAUGGCUGGCCCAGAGGUUUUCCCAUGACUUCUUUGUGGAACUCGGGUUGGACAAAUACACCAAGUACACUCUCUUGUGCAAUGAGACAAAACAAACCAGGAAUUGAAAUGGAGUUACACCAGAGAACUUGAUAACAUUUUAUAAGACUGGUUAAAUGUGGAGGAAUCAUGUUUGAUUUUUUAUUUGUUUGUUUCAUAGUUUUCUAGGUGAUUUGUGGAGGACAGUGCUUUCUGUAGAAGUUGUAUACAUUAGCUCUUUCUUUUUCUCUCACAUACAUACAUAUAUAC
Messenger RNA from Octopus sinensis (East Asian common octopus), 4346 nucleotides. Its product is annotated as gastrula zinc finger protein XlCGF26.1-like. Gene Ontology annotation, molecular function: DNA-binding transcription factor activity; RNA polymerase II cis-regulatory region sequence-specific DNA binding. Gene Ontology annotation, biological process: regulation of transcription by RNA polymerase II. Bases 2487 to 4190 code for a protein of 567 amino acids. The transcript is spliced from 2 exons. The record is from RefSeq and is a predicted model, not a curated record. NCBI's taxonomy places the organism in Eukaryota, Metazoa, Mollusca, Cephalopoda, Octopoda, Octopodidae.